AUGGCUCCUAACACUGAAGUUGAGGCUGUCACCGACACCUCUUCAGUAGUGGUUGGCGACCCGGUGCUAGCCAAUGGCCCAACUCGCCCGGUCUUCACCCUGGAUGAUGUAUUGCCACACCGCGAAAAGUCCAAACCCCCUCCCUCGACGGUGGCAGCGUUUUCGAAUGCUACCAUGUUCAAAAGCGAAGGAUGCUUAAACAAGCCAAAGUCCCAGAGCUUCGAGCAUCGUCUGUCGUCGGAAAGCAAGUCAAGGAACCCGUCUUCAUUGAAGAAUGCCAUGAAAUACUUCCGUCCUGAGACGAUUAGUCUUUGUGGAGGAUUACCUUCCAGCGACUACUUCCCUUUCGAAGAGCUCAGCGCAACGCUUCCCGUACCGCCUCAAUUUUCCGAAGCGGAAGCUCUUGCCUCGGGGCGGACCUUUUCCAGUGGCAAGCAUGAUGUUCGAGAAGGCAAGUCAGUGUUCGACCUGUCUAUUGCUCUCAACUAUGGUCAAUCGAUGGGGCCUGGCGCACUACUUCGGUUUAUCACCGAGCACACCGAGAUUGUCCACAACCCACCCUAUUCCGACUGGGAGAUCUGCAUGACCGCUGGUAGCACGUCUGCACUCGAAAUCGCACUCCGAAUGUUGACCGAGCGCGGGCAUUAUGUCCUGACUGAAGAGUACACCUUCAGCUCAGCCAUUGAGACUGUAGCUCCAAUGGGAUGUAAAAUGCUCGGGGUCAAAAUAGACGCCGAUGGGAUGCUACCAGAUGACUUGGACCAUAUCCUUUCCACCUGGGAUGAAUCCGCACGACGGGCACCAAAACCCUUUCUGGUCUACACUGUGCCGACCGGGCAAAACCCCACGGCCAGCACACAGUCACUUGCGCGGAGGAAGCAGAUAUACGCAGUCGCUGAGAAGCACGACCUGUUUAUCCUCGAAGAUGAACCAUACUACUUCCUACAAAUGGAGCCUUUCAUCUCGGGCGCAACACACUCGGUGCCGGUGCCGUUUAAACCGGUCCCGGUCGCCGACUUCCUCGCCAACCUUGUUCCGUCAUACCUCUCGCUCGACAAGUCGGGCCGUGUCCUUCGACUUGACUCUUUUUCCAAGAUUGUUGCGCCCGGGAGCAGGUGUGGCUGGGUGACAGGACAGCCGCAGAUAAUUGAGCGCUUUAUCCGACACAGCGAAGUGAGUGUGCAAACCCCGGCCGGCUUUGCCACGACUGCGCUCUACAAUCUGUUGGAGCAGAAUUGGGGCCACAAGGGCUUCCUGGAAUGGCUCAUGUACAUCCGCGCCGAAUACACCCGAAGACGCGACAUCAUCGUCAACGCAUGCGAGGCUUAUCUCCCGACCGAAGUUGCCAGCUGGGUGCCGCCCAAGGCGGGAAUGUUCCAUUGGAUCCACGUCGACAUCACACAGCAUCCGUUGUACAAAUCGAAGUCUCGGGAUGGCAACAUUGACUAUGCAACCCUGCUGGAGAUUGAAGACUCCGUCUUCCUCGCGGGCGUGGAACAGAACGUAUUGAUUGCCAAAGGAUCCUGGUUUCGGGCGCAGAGAGGCAGCGACAAAGAGUUGUUCUUCAGAACCACGUUCGCCGCUGCACCGGCGGAUAAAAUCGUUGAGGCGAUUCGCAAGGUGGGCACAGCGAUCAGGAAGGAAUUUGGCUUGGAAGAAAAGCAGAACGGGCACGCGAGGUGA
Molecule: messenger RNA, 1683 nt
Organism: Capronia epimyces CBS 606.96
Lineage: Eukaryota; Fungi; Ascomycota; Eurotiomycetes; Chaetothyriales; Herpotrichiellaceae
Product: aromatic amino acid aminotransferase I
Exons: 2
Coding region: 1-1683 (560 amino acids)
Biological process (GO): L-tyrosine biosynthetic process; aromatic amino acid catabolic process
Molecular function (GO): L-2-aminoadipate:2-oxoglutarate transaminase activity; aromatic-amino-acid:2-oxoglutarate transaminase activity; pyridoxal phosphate binding
Source: RefSeq, a predicted model, not a curated record